Messenger RNA from Diversispora eburnea, 975 nucleotides. The record is from the annotation of a GenBank genome assembly. NCBI's taxonomy places the organism in Eukaryota, Fungi, Glomeromycota, Glomeromycetes, Diversisporales, Diversisporaceae.
AUGAAGUUAAAUGGGUAUUCUUUGGAGAUCACUGUUAAUGGAGAGCAACUUCCAGAAGUUACAGAACCUUUAUCCAAAUCUAAAAUAUCCACAGGUCCUCCAUAUACUCGUAAAGGAAUAAAUGCAUCAGAAGAUCAAAGUCCCGUGACGCAUUACUCUGCUGUUCAAGAAUUUGGUACAAGAUAUGCCGUUAAAUUUUCUGCACCAGCUCAAAGCUGUAACCGAGAAAAUCCGAUAAAAGUUUUUUUGUAUGUAGAUGGAAAAUAUGAUUACUCUUAUACAGAUAUCAAUCCUGAUAAGCUUGGCGAAACGCGCACAUGUUUCUGGAGUAAAUCUCGAGAUAAAAUAUUCUAUUUCAAGUUUGAUCCAACGAUUUGGUCGGAGGAUGACAGUAAAAAUAAUCAAUUAUCUUCUGGAAAAGCACUUCAUUUUGGUGGACCAGGUGCUAUAUCGGUUUAUUUUUAUCGUGCUCAACGUAUUGCAUGGAAUGUUGCUCCACCACCGGAUUACAAUAUUGAACCGACUGUUGUUCCUGAGACUAAUGAAACGAGAGCGAUUAAACUUUCAACACAAUAUGAAGUUCAAAUUGUGCCAAAUCCAACAAUUACACGAUUUGAUACAUAUUUGCAAGAACAUGGUAUGCCAUUGGCCGUUCUUCAUUUACAUUAUCGUGCAGCAGCUUGGUUGCGAGCACGUGGGCAUGAUAUCCCUUAUCCUCGUCAAUUACAAGUUAUCGGCAAUUCUAAUUUAACACAGACACAGCAAUGCAUUGAAGUGUGUGAUGAACAAAAUCCAACUAAAAUUAAACAAGAAAAUAUAAUCAUCAAGGAAGAACCAAAUGAUCAAGUGAAUAUUUACAAUAAUAAUAAUAACACAAGGAAUUCUAAGAAACGAAGUAAAAUUGAGGUAAUUGUUCUUAGUUCAGAUGAAGAUGAUGACAAUUCCCACACCAAAAAGAAACGAUCUUUUAAUUAA